This is a messenger RNA of Zootermopsis nevadensis, 2098 nucleotides long. RefSeq lists its product as uncharacterized. The record is from RefSeq and is a predicted model, not a curated record. Lineage: Eukaryota; Metazoa; Arthropoda; Insecta; Blattodea; Termopsidae.
GUGUUGGUAGCAUUGCUUCUCAGCGCGAGUGACGAUGGCGUUGCGUGCUUGUGUUUGAGAAAAAACUUAAAAUUGUGAUACGAGCAGCAAAAAUAAGAGAUACGAAGUUGAUUUUAGGAGCAUUGAUCAUGGCAGAAGACGCUUCAACCCUGUACCAGUAGGAAGACUACAAAUCCCAAAUAUGAGAAGAGUCUCUGAUAUGAAGACAUUCGCUCAACAUCCUUGGAUGAUGAAUUAUAAAUUUCUUCUGGGACUGUACUGCAUCAUUUCUGUCUACUGUCUCGAACCAACUUCAGCAAAUUCAAUGCCUGGCCCAACUUCACCUGUCACAGAGCAUCCUCAACUUCUUGGCCAUAAACUCUCAAAUCACCAUUUAAUCGCGUCUGUUAGCAGACGUGGAAAAACUGUCGAAGAAAGAGUCGACCGGGUUCCCGAUGCGGCUUCAGCGGAGACGGCAAAAAGUGCCACAGAAACUGCUCAAAACAAUGCAAGAGCUAGUCUGACAAAUGUCAUAUCGCCUAAGAUCCCCGCCGGCGUACGCAGCGUCAUCAAACGAAGUGUCAAAGAUUCCAUCUUUCAUGGCAGCAAGAAAGACUUCACAAAAAUGGCAAAUGAUUGUGAUGACGACGCAAGCUUCUGCAACAACCAAGUUUUCGGCAAAGACGAUCUUCAGCAAAUGACGGGCUUCAAAUUACAUCACAAAAUGCCGUGGGAUGACAAAGACUACAACAGCAACUCCUACUACUCCGACGAAAGAACUCACGUCCCAGGUCUUCAUCACAGAAACCUGGGACUUCCUGACCAAAGGAUAUGGGGUUCUGGCGCAAAUGCGUAUCACGCACCUUCUUACCAGGAAGAUAUGGACCGAGCUGCAGACGCGUACAGACCGACCCACCGUGACGUUCCCAGUCGACUUGGCACGCGGUCGCCUGAAGUCACUGUCGUCUCCCUACAUAAACCAGGUGAGUCACUUGCAGUGAACACGAAGAUGCGUCAAGACUCACCACCAAUGCCGGACGACAAUGUCGCGGAUGAGUUGGAACCAAUACAAGAAGAGAAGAAAAACAUCUUCACGUCUCGUGGCUGGGGAGCCGGGGGAAUGCCCUUCAACAUCCUGUACAUGCACCAACAGCAGCAGACGAAGCCACCGUCGAGGUUCGAGGUGGCCGGAGCACAGCAACUGGUAGCAUCCGCACAGAGUUUCCCCACUGCCAGUCAGCAGUACCGGCAAGUGGCCGUGAGGAACGCGAUGGGCGGCGGGGCAGGGACGGUCGCGCCGGCCCCGACUCGCAGGCAGUACUCCAUCAUCCCGCAGCUUUACGUGUCCUACGGUUGGGGACCUCAAGGAAAAUGAGCGGCUCGAGGCGCUUCGGUUUCGGCGCGGCAUUUCCCGGACGACGUCUUUCGAACCUUACAAACAAGACCUGGAGAUUUUUGAAAAUCCUAUGCCUUUCCUUAAUGUCCUUGGUUCGCUACAGCUUUUGUGUCCUUCAUAAUCUCUAUUAUUUACUCUCAUAUUUGUGCAAAUAAUUAUGAAGUGAAUUUAUGCAUUAAUUAUUAAAAGUAGAAUUUCAAAACUCUUAUUUAGUUCAACUCCUAAGUCAUAAGAGCUGCUUUCUUAAUUUUGUGAAGAUACAGCAUACGAUGUCAACAGUUUGCAUCGCCACACGCUGUAUCGGCUUUUCUUUUAGUAUAGAUCUGCGUUGUGGCACGUAACUCGAGGAAUGCCACUGCCCGUCGUGUUUGCACAAGAACACAAAGAGAACGCAAUAAUUAAUGCAACUUAUUCUGACAUUUCUUUCUUUCUUUCUUUGAAGUACUAAAACAGUAAGAAUAUUAUUUAAAAUGCAGAUUGCAGCGAAUCAUGAACACCUGACAGUCACUACAGAUGAUCAGCUGAUACAACAAAAUGUAAAGUGACUGUAGGUACAAUAAUGUGUAAAACAGUGAGACUAAUUUUGUGCCAAAUACGCUGCGCACAGAACUGUAUGUAAAUUUCCCUGAAUGUAAUCAAAUGUAAGAACAAGAGAAUUGCGUUACAAGACGUUAUAAUGUAUUACUAGAAAAUGUGUGCAGAGCAAAACAAUUUUGAUGUGUU